Messenger RNA from Rana temporaria (common frog), 1289 nucleotides. Its product is annotated as vomeronasal type-2 receptor 26-like. Gene Ontology annotation, biological process: G protein-coupled receptor signaling pathway. The transcript has 3 exons. Gene Ontology annotation, cellular component: membrane. Gene Ontology annotation, molecular function: G protein-coupled receptor activity. Lineage: Eukaryota; Metazoa; Chordata; Amphibia; Anura; Ranidae. The record is from RefSeq and is a predicted model, not a curated record. The coding region runs from base 1 to 1233 and encodes 410 amino acids.
AUGAAGUUUAAUUCUGAGGGGGACCUUCCUGAUUCCUAUGACAUCAUAAAUAUCCAGAUCCUCAGCAAUAGCUUUAACUUGGUGAAAGUGGGGAGGAUUGACCCACAGGCCAAACUGGGAGAGAUGGUCAUCCUGAACAUUAGCACCAUCCUGUGGAAUGAUCACUUCUUACAGGUAAAUGAUUCUGACAUCACACAAGUGCCGAUCUCUGUCUGCAGUAACAGCUGUCAGCCUGGAUACAGGAAAGCCUCUCUGCAAGGAAGACCCAUCUGUUGUCAUGACUGUGUCCCCUGCUCUGAAGGAGAGAUGACCAACUACACAGAUGCUGGUGAAUGUACCAAAUGUCCCUUCGAUCAUUGGUCCUAUGGGGAAAGGGAUAGGUGUGUCCCGAAGGUCCUAGAGUUCCUCUCCUACGAUGAACCAUUGGGAAUCCUGUUGGUGAUAACAGCUGUUAUGUUGUCAACCCUCACUGUAUGCAUCUUAACCAUCUUUAUUAAAUAUCAGGACACACCCAUCAUCAAAGCCACCAAUAGGGAGCUGAGCUACAUCCUGCUGGUGUCUCUCAUGUCCUGCUUCCUCUGCAGCCUGGUAUUCAUUGGUCAACCAUCCACAUUCAGUUGUCUCUUAAGACAAACCUUCUUCAUCAUGGCCUUUUCCAUCAGUAUCUCCUCAGUCCUGGCCAAGACUAUUAUGGUGAUCCUUGCAUUUAAAGCCACCAGGCUGAACAGUCCCCUAAGAAAAUGGCUGGGUCCUGCCAUCCCUCGUAACAUUGUAGGACUUUGUUUAAUUGUUCAGAUAAGCAUUUGUUCCUUAUGGCUUCACAGGUCCCCUCCUUCUUUAAUGCUUAACACCCUAAACCAUAAGAUAAUAUAUGAGUGUAAUGAAGGACAGAAAAUAUUUUUCUAUGUGACUCUGGGGUUCAUGAGCUUUCUGGCCAUGGUAAGUUUCUUAGCGGCUUUCCUGGCAAGGAACCUCCCAGGAAGCUUCAAUGAGGCCAAACUCAUCACCUUCAGCAUGCUGGUCUUCUGCUCUGUCUGGAUCUCCUUCAUCCCGGCCUAUCUGAGCACCAGUGGGAAAUACACAGUGGCUGUUCAGAUAUUCGCUAUCUUGGCCUCCAGCGCGGGACUGCUAAGCUGCAUAUUUCUACCCAAAUGUUAUAUUAUCCUGCUGAGACCGGAGAAGAACAGACGAGAGUUCCUAUCAGACCGUAAAAAAAAGAAUGGAUCUGCUUAAAUAAUCUCCUCUGGAAUUUUAGCAAAGUUAUAUAUUGGUUAUUCUAUUAAAAAUUU